Aegilops tauschii subsp. strangulata is the source of this 1256-nucleotide messenger RNA. The record is from RefSeq and is a predicted model, not a curated record. NCBI's taxonomy places the organism in Eukaryota, Viridiplantae, Streptophyta, Magnoliopsida, Poales, Poaceae.
AUGGGUGAAAAAGAGAAAGAGAAAGAGAAAGGAAGGGGGAAAGGGAAGGCUCGCACAGCGCGGCUCGACGCCGUUGCCGGUGGCCGGCGUGGCUCGACCCGCCGCAUCGGGAAGGCCGGCUGCGACUCUCUGCUCUCUCUCACGCUCUCUGUUGAAGGAGAUGGGGAGAAACAGAGAAAGGGGAAGGAAGAGCACACCCGCGCGACGCGGUGGCGCGGUGGCGCGAUGGCUUUCGUCGCCGGCGACCGGCGUGACCGGACCGACAGGCAGAGCCGCCGCGGCGGAGAGAACGAGGCGAGCGGAUGCUUUCAUUUGAUGAGUUGCCUAAAAAAAGUUCCGACACUCAGAGGUGACAACCACACUGAGUGGAGGAAGAAAGUUGAACUGGCGUUUGUUUGUGCUGAUCUUGACUGGGUUGUGGAGAAACCACAGCCGGUCAGACCCACAGAGCCAGUAAGAGAGGCUACUGACGAUGAUGCUGCAUGGGCUAAAAAGAAAGGGGACUAUGCUCCUUUGGAGCAGUCCUACCUCAUAGAUAAUCAAAAGUGGGUCAAUGCAAAUAAAAAAUGCAUGGCUUUUAUAAAGAACACCAUUGAGAGCGCCAUUGUUGGCUCCAUUGCAGAGUGCACUUCCGCAGGGGAGUUGCUCUCAAAGAUAAAGAGCCAGUUCACUGGCUCUUCAAAGAUAUAUGCCACCCAGGUGUUAGAGCAACUGGUGACAGAAAAAUACACAGGUGGCAGUCAUGGCAUAAGAGAGCACAUCCUCAGGAUGAGCAAUAUGGCAGCAAAGCUCAAACCCAUGGAUGCGGAUCUGGAGAUCAAACCAGCGCUCCUGGUCCACCUUGUCAUGGCUUCAUUGCCGAAGGAGUUUGAAGCUUUUGUAGUGAACUAUAAUAUGUCACCUGGAACAUGGGACGUAGAAAAGACAAUAGCAAUGUGUGUUCAAGAAGAGGAGAGACUAAAAGCCGCACAUGGUGGUACACUCAACUAUGUGCAUGGUCACAAAAGAAAGAAUUAUAAUGUAAACAACAAAAGUUCUCCUUCAAAGCCACAAGGAAAAGUUUCCUAUCAGCAUCAGCGUCAGCAACAGCCUUUCUCAGUGGACAAAGACACUUGUCUCCACUGUAAGAAGACCGGGCAUUACAAGAAAGACUGUCUCGUUUGGCUAAAGUCGAUCAUGGCAAAAAGAGGGAUUCCAUUCGACGCGGACUACGCUAAGAAGCGAAAGACGCAUUGAAGUGGCGAACGGAAUCGAAG